AUGGAUGCUCUUUUCUCUAUCUGGGAGGCUUUGCCCUCCAUUUCAAAGCUGGCGCCUCCAGCUCCAGGCGUCUACACGGCAAUUCUGCACUAUUUCCAAUACUUUCCCUUGAUGACCACCAUCAUAUGGUUCCUGCCAUGGCAUCCCGCAGGCAAGACCUCCGCAGACUCUGUCCUCAACCUCCCAGGCCGCAUCGCCUGGUGUGCCAUGGAGAUCGUCGGUCCUAUCAACCUGAUCUACAACCUGAUGCUCCCAUCUAUCUACUCCCCCUCGAUUGCUGAUCUCCCAGCAUCAAAUAUCAUGGUGGCAUCUUUGUACUGCAUCCAUUACUUCAACCGCGCUAUCAUCUCCCCUUUCUUUUCAGCGCCCAGCAUGUCCCCAAUCCACCUCUUCAUCAUGUCCUCCGCCAUGCUAUUCAACUGGUUCAAUUCCUCAUGUCUGUCGGGCUGGUUGCGCGGUUACACAGUCCCAACCAUUCCGUAUUACGAGACCACCUCUCGUUCCGCCUUGGUAGACGCCAUCCCCACCAUCGGCAUCAUGACCUUCAUCAUCGGCAUGGCUGGCAAUAUCUACUCCGAGAAAACGCUGUUCAGACUUCGACGUGAAGAAGCCGAGAAACGAAGCAAGAAAACAGACAAUCCCGGAUCAAACAAAUUUUCGAAAGUUUACGUCAUUCCCCCGGCCCAGGGUGUCUUCCGCUACAUCCUCUACCCGCACUAUGUCUUUGAGUGGCUGGAGUGGAUCGGCUUCGCUCUCGCUGGUACCGCCGUUGUCCCGCUGUCUGGUUUACCACCAGCCCCUUCGGCAGCUACUACGCCCCCUUUGCGCCUUGCCCCUUGGUUGAUUCCAUUCGCGUGGGUGGCUGGGAAGCUUGCUGUGCCCCUUCCACUGCCAGCCGUUGUUUUCGUCAUCAACGCCGUGACAAACAUGCUGCCUCAUGCGCGAUGGGGCCGAGUGUGGUACGUUGAGAAGUUUGGAGAGAAGGCAGUGGCUGGAAGAGGUGCCGCUGUACCCGGCUGUGCGUGGAUGUGA
Molecule: messenger RNA, 1032 nt
Organism: Penicillium brevicompactum
Lineage: Eukaryota; Fungi; Ascomycota; Eurotiomycetes; Eurotiales; Aspergillaceae
Product: 3-oxo-5-alpha-steroid 4-dehydrogenase family protein
Exons: 2
Coding region: 1-1032 (343 amino acids)
Biological process (GO): lipid metabolic process
Molecular function (GO): oxidoreductase activity, acting on the CH-CH group of donors
Source: RefSeq, a predicted model, not a curated record